Messenger RNA from Penicillium arizonense, 300 nucleotides. RefSeq lists its product as uncharacterized. The transcript has 2 exons. Bases 1 to 300 code for a protein of 99 amino acids. The record is from RefSeq and is a predicted model, not a curated record. NCBI's taxonomy places the organism in Eukaryota, Fungi, Ascomycota, Eurotiomycetes, Eurotiales, Aspergillaceae.
AUGGAGGAUGCAUCAGUUGCCAUCGCCGUCUACUCCAACACACUCCCCGAGGCUUUGCUCAAUGCUCUUCCAGACGAGACAAAAGCUCACUAUGCGACAAUCUACCUUGGCGGCUCCACAGCGCAGCUGAUUUACCCCCCGGGCUUCGCUACCAGAGAUGCUAUCAAUCACGCGUGGGCAUAUACUCAGAAGUAUGCGUGUAUCACGGCCUGCGUCAUUGUCAUACUCGCGUUCCCCGCAGUUGCUAUGUGGAAGAACUACAAUGUCGACAAGAAACAGGUACAGGGUAUCGUCAUUUAA